This is a messenger RNA of Aureobasidium pullulans EXF-150, 3132 nucleotides long. RefSeq lists its product as uncharacterized. The transcript has 2 exons. Gene Ontology annotation, biological process: protein ubiquitination. NCBI's taxonomy places the organism in Eukaryota, Fungi, Ascomycota, Dothideomycetes, Dothideales, Saccotheciaceae. The record is from RefSeq and is a predicted model, not a curated record. Bases 362 to 2806 code for a protein of 814 amino acids.
CGAGAGUGAAUACUCGACACACGGUCACACCCCUCAAGUCUGGCCUGGUUUGAUGUGUAGAGAAGAAACGGUCUCGAGUGUUUAUAUUCUCAAAUACUUCGUGUCGCCUGCAGACAGAGUCCUCUGUUGAUACUCUUUCGGUCUGUUAGAUACAGCGAAACACCCUCUCCCGCCUCCGCAGAGUCGCCAUCAUCAUCAUCACACGCAGCCUCCGCCACUGCUGCCCGACUGUCGGGUCCAACGGGCGCAUACCAAACGAUAGCGAACUAAUGAUAUGACCCACGCACCAAACAAGCAUCAACCCGCAUUGUAACCGCUGCGGUAAUACGCCUUGUAUAUUUAACUCUACAUCACAGCAAGCAUGCGACCUCUACGACUGCUUCUGUCCCUGUCGUCGUGCUUGAUCUUCAUCAUCGUACUGUCCUUCGUCGCCGCGUCCAAGGCGAGGAGUGUUUCUGCCGCACGCAACAACCGUGUUGGAGCCUACUUCAGCUGGAACUCUCCAUCGUCGCUGUUCCCGCCCUCAGCUAUCAUCAGCUUGACCGAUGACAACUCGACCUUCUUCCUUGCACGCCCCGCUGCUUUUGGCCCACCAUUACCUGGAAGGGGUUUGAGCGGUCAGAUUUGGAUAGGCGCCGGCUUUGGCGACGACAAUCCUGGUCAUGGAGGCAUCACCGGAGCAGAAGGAGAGCUUGGUUGCAGCGAUGUCCCGGGUUGGAAUGACGGCGAAUACUCACCCACCAACUUCGAUACCGCAACGCAACAAGAUGUUAAGAGCAAGAAUUCGGGUACACAAGAUGCAAAAGGCAGCAAGAACAAGAGGAACACCGAAUCAGAAACACAAACAGAGAGUGACGCUGCAGACGUCCAGACCGAUGGAACAGACGACCAUCUACACCAACCUCUGUCUUCCUCAGAUGACGUUUCCUCGACACAGCUGAAACAGCCAUCGACAAAGGCAAAGAAGCCCGGCCAUGCCGACAUUCAAUCAUUGCAAGAGACAGCCGAGAUUGCAGGCAAGGUCGUGCUGCUCACUCGAGGUGGAUGUGGCUUCCUGGAGAAGGCCAAGUGGGUACAAAGAAGAGGAGGUGUUGCCCUAAUCGUGGGUGAUGACAUGCGAGGAGGUCCACUGGUGACCAUGUACGCCCGGGGCGAUACAUCCAACGUCACCAUUCCUUCCAUCUUCACUUCACACACCACCGCCCACCUCCUGUCUAAGCUGGUUCCUUCAGGAGGCUUCCGCAACGGUAUUUCUGCUCAAGAUGCUGCACGUUUGGGCUUGGGCUUGCCUACAAGUGGUAAUCCUACAUCCAAAGAGAAGAAGCAGUCGGACUCGACCAACAACAGACCCACCCACUCGCCCAUUCCCAACCGUCAGAACGAAGACAACGACGAGGAGUCAGGAAGCUGGUUCGGCUCGUUGUUCUCGUCUUCAGACGAAGAUCGUCAUGACAGCAGAAGACCCCCGAGUAGUGGUAAAAUCGACUGGGUCCUACAACAAGACUUUGAGGAUGAAAGUCCCAAAAAGUACAACACAAAGUCAACCAGUACUACCAAGACGACCAAACAGACCAAGGCACCCAACGGCGAUGAAUUUGUCAUUGGUGUCCACGACUGGCGAGACCCCGACUUGCUUGAUUCACAAAUAAAUGCCGCUCAGGCAGCGUCGAGCAAGUUGCCCAAAUCAGCCGAUCAGAAUUCUGCUGCACCGCAUGCUGGCCCUAAAGGAGGAAGUAUUACUCCUGGGAGUGGAGAAUACCACCACGCUGGUGAAAAGCCAAUCAACCUCAAGUCACCCAAGAAGCCUGAAAAGGGACAGUCCGGCUCCGACAAGAAGUCAGCUCAGGACUCUGCCAAGUCUUGGAUGGGUCGCAUCGUCGGUUCUGACGACAAAAAGGACACUGAUUCGAAGAAAAGCAUCAAGUCGCCACAUGUCGUGUCGCAAGUCAACAACAAGCCCGUAGUCAAGGCUACCGGUGAGCAUGACGAUUCAGACGAGUCGCACGAUGGCUUGUGGGUGACUUUGACCCCUGCUUCCAUGUCUUCCUCACCUUUCUUCGAUACCCUGCUGGUACUGGUCGUGUCACCUCUUGUAACUCUAACCAUUGUCUAUGCUCUACUGCUACUUCGCUCUCGCAUCCGCCGUAGAAGAUGGAGAGCCCCCAAAUCUAUCGUUGAUAGAUUCCCAGUGCGAACCUAUCAUACCAUUCCUAGCAGCAACAGCUCGAAUGUCUCGGAUAGUGCCGCGACUUCUCCUGCUGCACCUACAUCGGCUACACCGCUUCUCCACCCUGGAGCACGACCUAUCUCCCAGACUAGAUCAAGACCAAGGUCGCGUACAGUCAGCGAAGUACCUGUAUCCGGCUCCAGUCCUGCAAACACUCCAAGCUUGGAUCAAGUGCAGGAGAAGCGUGAGGCUGGAUUAGCUGAAUGGCGCAGAAGAUACGGCGGUAGGCAACGUGAUUGUGCGAUCUGCAUCGACGAAUUCGAGGACGGUGUCAGCCGUGUUAUGAGUCUACCUUGCGGCCAUGAGUUCCAUGUCGAUUGCAUUACACCAUGGCUCACCACCCGUCGUCGUACUUGCCCCAAUUGCAAGGCCGAUGUCGUGCGUUCAUUCGGCCGUGGCGGAAGUGGUUCAUACUCGUCAUCUUCCGCUCAACCUCUUCUCGCUCACUCUAAUGAUGACUCCUUGGAUAUCGACGACAUCCAAGAGCAGGCAGUCAACACCCGCAACUACGACCCCAUUGCGAACGAACCAAUCGCAGAUCUAGAGCAAGGCAGCAUCGACCCUGACCGUACACGAUGAACAAUAUAAACCAAUAUUCAUGACCGGGAUGGCUGGCGUUUUUUGUCUUUCCGAGUCCUUAUGAGCAGGCUCUCUUCUCCUUUCUUGCAUGUUGCCCAUAGCAUCAGCGGUGGAGUGGAUUAAGGAUCCUGUGAGAUAGAUCUUUGCUUCAUGUUCUUCGCUUUUUCUCAAACCGAGGCUUGGUCCUCUUGCAAGGCAUAUUUUCCACCACACUGCAAUGGAGUUUUCUCUUCCCUUCCAAUCAUGCAUUUCCCCUCCGACUCUGCGAAAGUGCUUGAAGUCCUCAGUCCCUCCCCAUGUGCUAAAUUUUGUCACUUCUAGCCAUC